GUGGGAAAAUGUGAAAUAACCAAGUAGCAAAAGGCACCUGCAGAGUCAGGGCAAGAGUAGUGCAGCAGUGGACGGAGCAGCAUGGCAGGGCUUCGGGUCUGUUCUGUUCUGGUGACUGGGGCCAACCGGGGAAUUGGCCUGGGGCUUGUGCGGCAGUUCCUGGGGAUGCCAAGCCCACCCGCAUGGGUCUUUGCAGCUUGUCGGGACCCCAAGGGACAGCGAGUGCAGGAGUUACAGAAUUUGGCAUCCAAGCACCCCAACCUGGUCAUCAUCCCACUCGAAGUCACUGACCCUGCCAGCAUCAAGGCAGCUGCAGCCAGAGUUGGGGAGCACCUGGGGGGCUCAGGGCUGAACCUCCUCAUCAACAAUGCUGGAAUCACCAAGCUGAACUCACUUGAUAAUGAGACGCUGGAGAACAUGACACGGAUUUACACCACCAACACAGUUGGGCCCCUGCUGCUGGGCCAGGCGUUCCUGCCCUUGCUGAAGAAGGCUGCCCAGGGGAGCCCGGGCUCAGCGCUGAGCUGCAGCAAGGCAGCCAUCAUCAACAUGUCCAGCUAUGGGGGCUCCAUCGCUUCUCCCUCUGGUUGGGAUCUGAUGCAAAUUGUCUCGUACCGCUGCAGCAAGGCUGCUCUGAACAUGCUGACCAAGUGCCAGUCCCUGGGGUACCGGGAGCAUGGCAUCCUCUGCGCUGCUCUCCACCCUGGCUGGGUGCAAACCGACAUGGGGGGCUCCAUCGGACAGACGCCCGCCGUGACAGUGGACGCCAGCGUGCGAGGGAUGCUGAACGUGCUCUCCUCCCUUGCUGAGAAGGACACCGGCACCUUCUUGGACUGGCAAGGGAAGGUCGUGCCCUGGUGAGAUGCCGGCCUGGCCUCCUGGCAGUGGGGCCCUGUGCUGCUGCUCCCACCUGCCCCACGUCCUCAAUAAACCCCUGCCUGAG
Molecule: messenger RNA, 943 nt
Organism: Aquila chrysaetos chrysaetos
Lineage: Eukaryota; Metazoa; Chordata; Aves; Accipitriformes; Accipitridae
Product: C-factor-like
Exons: 6
Coding region: 82-861 (259 amino acids)
Source: RefSeq, a predicted model, not a curated record